Diatraea saccharalis (sugarcane borer) is the source of this 1522-nucleotide messenger RNA. The record is from the annotation of a GenBank genome assembly. NCBI's taxonomy places the organism in Eukaryota, Metazoa, Arthropoda, Insecta, Lepidoptera, Crambidae.
GAGCACGAACCGACUGUUCGUUCACGCGCGAACAAUAUUAAAAUAGUAUAUAAUUUGGGGUUCAGCGAGAGAAUUUUACUUAAUGAUGACUGUGAUUUAUUAAUGCCUAUAUAUAAUUUGUGUUAAAGCCUAUCCUACCUACCGUUAACUAAACAUACUAAAAUGGCAAAACGACAUAGCAGAGUAUAUUUAGGAUAUGAAGAUGAACCCAUUAGUGACAAAAAUCAAACUGUUUUAUAUUACACUAUUAAUAAGAUUGGUGGUACACCCGAUUGGCCACCUUUGGAUAAUUUACAGUUUUCUUCCAAAUGCCCAUUGUGCGGGCUACACAGGUUAUUGGUUCUACAAUGCUAUGCACCAAUUGAAAAAUCAAUUUAUCAUCGCACUUUAUAUGUUUUUGCAUGCAUCAACCCAAAUUGUUGGGUACAAUCAGACAGCUGGUUAUGUGUCCGCAGCCAAAUUCAAGACACGUCUUCUCAAACCACUAUAGUUGCAAUGCCAAAGGCAGAUAGCAAUUUGACUUGGUGCAAUGGAGCAGAUGAAUGGGAUGAAAAUGACAAUGGGGACACAGCCAAUGGAAAUAUUAUGAAUGUAGAUAACCCAGAUCCAAAUAAUUGCCCACAAAAAAAUUCUGAUGAAGAAGAAGAAAGCUCACACUCAUUGGAAUUGGAAACUAUAGAACAUGCCUUAGGAAACCUGCAAGUUUGUGAUGCACAUAAUGCUAAUAUGUCACCUGUACAAGGAGCAAUUGGUGCCAUAAGUGCUCCUGUUCCUGCAGCAGAGUUUGAAGGUGGUGAUGACCCUGGUCUAGUGACUGUUGACACCCCCUCUGCUCCAACAAAAGAUAUUCAGGCAUUAUUGCACCAGACAGCAGAACUUCCACCAGAUAUAAGAAGCAGAUUAAUGUGUGGACCACUGCAAUUUCUACCCAAAUAUGUAUAUGUAGAAGAGGAAUGGAAAGAGCCACUCGAUAAUGAAGAUAAAGUGACAGAAUUAAUUAACAAGUACAAUAAAGAAAAUGAAAUGGAGGUAGUAGUUGGUUUCGACCGAGCGGCAGUGGGCAUUGGUGAAGAAGAACAGUAUGAGGAAUCGGCACCACUGCAUGGAGAUCGGCUCUUUCACGCUUUCCUUACUCGCUUAAGAAACAACCCAGAACAAAUCUUAAGGUACUCUCGGGAGGAACCACCACUCCUAGGUGCUCCAUUACCAAGUGCAGCAAACACACCCGAAUGUCCAAUGGUGCCUACAACUUGCAUUCGUUGUGGUUGCCGACUUAUCUGCGAGCUUCAGUUAGUACCGAGAUUCACUGAAGCUCUGCAUCUCUUACCAACACAUACUAAAUUGUCACACUUACAUUUCUUGUCCGUCCUCAUAUUCACCUGCUCUGAGAGCUGUUGGCAACAAUCUGAUACAUUAGUAAUGGAGACUAUUGUUUUUCAGCCGGAAGUAGUAUAACUACUACAUGGUUUCACCAGCUAUGUAUUUUUAUGCAAUACAUAUUCUAGUAAUUAAGUUAUGUGCC